CAUCCCAGCUGAUGCCCCAACAUUCAGCUCCUGCCAAGGGGACAGACACAAGAAGAAGAAGAAAAUCAUCCUUUCCAAUUCCAUCACGGAGUGAGGAGGAGUAGGAGGAGCCAGCCGAGUGAGAUAGUGAUGCUCCCAGCAGGUGCCAACAAGUGAGAGGUAGUCAAGAGACUGAGAACAAGAGGGGAUGGAGAAGAGUCUGUGAGAGCAGAAGACACCCAAGAGCUCUGAGAGAAAACCAACAUCGGCCAGUGUAUUUUCAGUCCUUCUGCUCCAGUUUUUCCUGUCCGUCAUCUCUGCUGCCAUGCUGUGUCCUGUGCUACUUUGUGUCACUCUGCUCCUCCUGACACCCCUGGAGAUCACAGAGGCUCGCGCUCUGCACCCAUCUCCUGAUGCUGUGCAGUUUAUGGAGCAGUUUCUGGAGCGCUACAAUGACCUUUUGACCCUGGACGACCUGGAGAACCUGUUGAACAGCCAACCAGAGGAACAGUCCACCCUCUCUUCAGGAGUCAAAGCGGCAGAAAACCCCAAAUGGGCUGAGGCACAGACGCAGGCUGAGACACCCUGGCUGCGUCUGCUUAAGGGGGCUCUGGCCAAUCAGAAGAGAGCAGAACCGGACCGGUCAAGGAGGGGAUGGAACCGAGGAUGCUUUGGGCUGAAACUGGAUCGGAUCGGGUCCAUGAGCGGAUUAGGCUGUUAGUAGAGAGGAGAGAAGAAAAAAAAGACUGAUGAUGUCCUUCUUAGAGUAUAUUAAAAGAAAACACACAUGUAAAGGCGUUGACAUGCAGUGAAGGAUGUGUCCAUGUGUGUUUACUACAUGUAGUAUGGUGUAGACUUGCAGCAAUGUGGUUUCAUCCUGCGUAGGUACCAUAGAUCAGACGCUUCACGCUAUUGUUGCUGUUUUAACAGCUGUAGUUUAUUCCAUGUGUACGUAUUAAACUGAAUAUUAGAACAUGUGAGCUAUGUUUACAUCAAAUGAUCAUCUUUGAUUGUUGAGCUUCUUCUUUUUUUAUUAUUAUUAUUAUUAAAUUGGCACUUUGUUUUUCUAGCUUUGUCUGUGUACAGUAAAUGUAAAAGUGUUUAGACAUUUUGUGGCCUGGAGAUCAUGUGUGUGUGUAAAAUCAGGUGUACUGGACGUGGAUAUCCAAAAAUGAUGGCACUUGUAAUUCCUGCUGUUUGUUUUUACGUUACUUAUGAUUUGCAUGAAUAAAUGGAUUUGACAUUU
Molecule: messenger RNA, 1225 nt
Organism: Larimichthys crocea (large yellow croaker)
Lineage: Eukaryota; Metazoa; Chordata; Actinopteri; Sciaenidae
Gene: nppcl
Product: natriuretic peptide C-like
Exons: 3
Coding region: 305-700 (131 amino acids)
Biological process (GO): cGMP biosynthetic process; receptor guanylyl cyclase signaling pathway
Cellular component (GO): extracellular region
Molecular function (GO): hormone activity
Source: RefSeq, a predicted model, not a curated record